This is a messenger RNA of Panicum virgatum (switchgrass), 2740 nucleotides long. Its product is annotated as glycylpeptide N-tetradecanoyltransferase 1-like. Bases 79 to 2334 code for a protein of 751 amino acids. The transcript is spliced from 7 exons. Gene Ontology annotation, molecular function: DNA binding; glycylpeptide N-tetradecanoyltransferase activity. The record is from RefSeq and is a predicted model, not a curated record. Gene Ontology annotation, cellular component: nucleosome; cytoplasm. Gene Ontology annotation, biological process: nucleosome assembly; N-terminal peptidyl-glycine N-myristoylation. Lineage: Eukaryota; Viridiplantae; Streptophyta; Magnoliopsida; Poales; Poaceae.
AGGAGGGAAAUAGAAAAACCUGCUUGUUAGGUUAGGGUUUCUGCGUCGGCUAGUUUGGACGCAGGAGACCGCAGGGCGAUGGGCGCGCCGAAGCAGAAGUGGACGUCGGAGGAGGAGGAGGCGCUCCGCCGUGGCGUGCUCAAGCACGGAGCGGGCAAGUGGCGGACCAUCCAGAAGGAUCCCGAGUUCAGCCCAGUCCUCUCGUCCCGCUCCAACAUCGACCUCAAGGACAAAUGGAGGAAUCUAAGUUUCAGUGCAAGUGGAAUGGGUUCAAGGGACAAAACAAGGGGUCCAAGGACAACUGGACCCUCAUGUUCCCCAUUGUCUACCUCACAGGCUUCCUCACAGGCUUCGGUUGCCCCAGUGGCAAAUAAAGUUGCUGAAGCUCCACCAGGAGCUGAGAAAAAGCAACAGGAAGUGAAACCUCAUCCAAAGUAUGGUGCCAUGAUCCUGGAAGCUCUUUCGGAGUUGAAUGAGCCAAAUGGUACAGAACUUACUGAAAUCUGCAGCUUCAUAGAGCAAAGACAUCUAGUGCCAACAACCUUUAGAAGAGUGAUUGGUACAAAGUUACGGCGGCUUGUAGAUUCAAAAAAAAUUGAAAAGGUUGAUACUAAGUCCUAUAGGCUCGCCGAUUCCUUUGCGACGAGAACUCCAGCUCCAAUAAAAGCUUCAGCUCCAAAACAGAAGGAUCCAUCCAAGCCAUCGAAGGUGUCAAAGAACCUAGGAUUGUUUGCCACCUCCAGCCCUGCACUAGAGGCAGCCAUGGCCGCAGCAGCCAAAGUAGCUGAUGCAGAGGUGAAAGCACAUGAUGCACAUGAUCAGAUGAUGGAGGCAGAAAGGAUCCUCAAGAUGGCUGAGAAGACGGAGUCUCUCCUCACGAUUGCAGCAGAGAUCUAUGAUCGAUGUUCAAGGGGAGAGAUAACCACAUUAAAUCCGCCGCAAAGGGAGGUCUCGUCGUCGUCCCCCCCCCCCCCCCCCCCCCCCCCAACCAAAUCCCCCCAAACCCUACCGCCGAUCCGGGCCCAGAUCGCCAUGGCCGCCCCCAACAGCAACGAUGCCGCCAGCGCCAGCGGCGCCGCACCCGCCGGCGAGGAGGACACCUCCAUCGAGGCGCUGGCGCGGCGCGUGCAGGAGCAUAUGACCCUCGCCUCCAACCCCACCGCCCGCCGCCACAAGUUCUGGGAGACUCAGCCCGUCGGCCAGUUCCGCGACGCCGCCGACGCGUCGCUCCCGGAUGGCCCCAUCGAGCCGCCCACGCCGCUCUCCGAGGUGCGCGCCGACCCCUACCCGCUCCCCGCCGCCUUCGAGUGGCUCACCUGCGAUCUCGACGAUGACGCGCUCCUCGCCGACCUCUACUCGCUGCUCGCCCACAACUACGUCGAGGACGACGAGAACAUGUUCCGCUUCAACUACUCCCCGGCCUUCCUCCGCUGGGCGCUCAAGCCGCCCUCCUUCUUCCGCGCCUGGCACAUCGGCGUCCGUGCCAAGGAGUCCAAGAGGCUCGUCGCCUUCAUCUCGGGCGUCCCCGCGCGCAUCCGCGCCCGCGAUGACGUCGUCCGCAUGGCCGAGAUCAACUUCCUCUGCGUCCACAAGAAGCUUCGAUCCAAACGCCUCGCACCCGUCCUCAUCCGCGAGGUCACCCGCCGCGUCCACCAGGAGAACAUCUGGCAGGCUGCAUACACCGCAGGGGUCGUCCUCCCGACCCCCAUCACCACCUGCCGCUACUGGCACCGAUCCCUCAACCCCAAGAAGCUCAUUGAUGUUGGGUUUUCUCGCCUUGGUCCGCGCAUGACCAUGAGCCGCACUGUCCGGCUCUACAAGCUGCCUGAUGCGCCGCUCACCCCUGGAUUCCGCCGGAUGGAGCUGCGGGAUGUUGCUGCUGUCACAAGGCUGCUGAGGGCCUACCUUGCAAAGUUUGUGGUGGCGCCGGAUUUCGAUGAGGUGGAUGUGGAGCACUGGCUGCUGCCCCAGGAGGAUGUGGUUGACAGCUACCUUGUUGAGAGCCCUGAGACGCAUGAGGUCACAGAUUUCUGCAGCUUUUACACGCUGCCGUCAUCUGUGCUGAACAAUGCUAACUAUGCGACGCUCAAGGCUGCAUACUCGUAUUACAAUGUUUCCACCAAAACCCCAUUGCAGCAGCUGAUGAACGAUGCGCUGAUUGUUGCCAAGCAGAAGAACUAUGAUGUUUUCAAUGCUCUUGAUGUCAUGGAGAACGAGUCAUUCCUCAAGGAGCUCAAGUUUGGUCCUGGAGAUGGGCAGCUCCACUAUUACCUCUACAACUACCGGAUUCGCAAUGGCAUCAAGCCUUCGGAGCUUGGCCUUGUACUGCUAUAGGCAGUCCAGUCAGGACAGUCCUCAGUUUACACCUGUACUUCCACAGCAGGUACCUUGUGUUGCUGGUUUAGUAUGUGUGUUUUGUGAUUGCAAUACCCAGGUGAUGAUAUAUGGUCCUCUGCAUGCUGUAGGUUGUUCACUGUGCAAUUCGGUGGUUUCUCAUUUUGUUUAUUGGGGUAGUGAUUCUCCUUGAUAUGAUUGCCAUGGCCAUUGAUGGGAGUCCAAGAUGAUUUGCGAGGAGUCUUGAAUUAGAAAUCAUUUUCUUCAUUUAAGAUUAUUGUUUCCCAUUAGUGACAUUUUGUGUGCGUGGUCCAAAAUAUGUAUGAUGGCACUGAGUUUACCAAGAAAUUUUGAUAGAACUUGUGAUAUCGAUGUCAUUUGUGUGCUGUGGCGUUAUGGUUGCACA